Molecule: messenger RNA, 615 nt
Organism: Penicillium vulpinum
Lineage: Eukaryota; Fungi; Ascomycota; Eurotiomycetes; Eurotiales; Aspergillaceae
Product: carboxymuconolactone decarboxylase family protein
Exons: 1
Coding region: 1-615 (204 amino acids)
Molecular function (GO): peroxiredoxin activity
Source: RefSeq, a predicted model, not a curated record
AUGCGUCUGCCCUACGCCCCUUCCACCCCGCCUGUGGAUGCACCCCCGGACACCGCCGACAUCUAUGCCCGCAUCGCGGAGCGCAGAAAUCCCCGUCCUUUAAUCCCGCUUGACCUGUCCCUCCUCCAUAGUCCACCUGUCGCGGAUGGCUGGAACAGCUUCAUCGGAGCUAUCCGGUCGCGCACUGUGGUCGACGCUGGUAUCAUGGAGUUGGCAGUCUGCCGUGUCGCCGUACUCAAUAACGCUAUCUACGAAUGGAAUGCCCACGCUCCAUUAGCUCUGAAAGGUGGCAUUGAGCCAGAUCAAUUGCAGGCUGCUCUUACAUUACCUUGCACUGCUGAGGGGGAUGUUGCUGAGCUUGAGAGCAGCACACUCACUCCGCAACAGCGCGCCGUUCUACGCUAUACCGACCAGAUGACUCGCACUAUCAAAGUUCAAGAUACCGUUUUUGCUGAAUUGAAGAGGGUCGGGUACGAUGACCGCGAGAUCGUGGAGCUCACCACUACCAUCGCCGGUUAUAACUGUGUGAGUCGGUUUUUAGUUGCGCUGGACGUUGGCGAGAAUAACGCUCGCGAGAUGAAGAGUGUGGAUGAGUUGGUCGCUACGAUGCAAUAG